Messenger RNA from Alnus glutinosa, 858 nucleotides. RefSeq lists its product as uncharacterized. The transcript has 2 exons. Bases 1 to 858 code for a protein of 285 amino acids. The record is from RefSeq and is a predicted model, not a curated record. Lineage: Eukaryota; Viridiplantae; Streptophyta; Magnoliopsida; Fagales; Betulaceae.
AUGACACCUUUCGAAGUUGUCUAUGGUGUGCCUCCGCCUAGACUACUCAGUUACAUCCUAGGGACUACUAGGGUUCAAGCAGUAGAGGAAGUGCUUCGCAAUAGGGAGCAAAUCCUCAAAUUGCUUCACCACAAUUUAAAGCAUGCACAGCAGAGAAUGAAGAAAUAUGCGGAUAUUCAACGAACUGAACGAACAUUUGAAUUGGGUCAGGCAGUUUACCUCCGGUUGCAGCCUUAUCGACAUACAUUGGUGACCCAUCGCCGCGCCUUAAAGCUUGCACCCCGUUUUUAUGGCCCUUUCACCACCAUCCGGAAGGUGGGUGAGGUAGCUUACGAGUUGGAUCUGCCCCUGGAGUCCCAAAUCCACCCGGUAUUCCACGUUUCUCAGUUGAAGCCAAAGUUGGGAUCUUCCUCUUCUGUUGUCCCUAAGCUCCCUCCCGUGGACUCUCAUGGUGUCUUCCAGCCUGAACCGGUGGAGGUACUGGACCGCCAUUCUCGACCGCAUAAUAACCGGACUUUCAUUGAACUGUUGGUUCGUUGGGAGGGCCAAACUGCCGACGACGCCACUUGGGAGGAAUUCCACAGCUUGGAAAAUGCCUACCCCCACCUUGCAGGCAAGUCAGCUCUACUUCUCCUACAAACACAAAGCCCAUACAAAUCCCGCUACUUGUCGUCGUCUUCUAUUUCUAAUCAAGUGGUGGAAGCAGAGGAUGACGUCGCAAUAGCGAGCUCGGGAAUCAGUCUGCCGCUCUCCGAAAUCCUCAAAGAACUGAACAAGAAAGUCCCUGAUUCCCUAUUCAAAGUCCACCAGGAAGAUGGCUUCUCCAUGACAUAUAUUCCCUGGUACAAGUAUCACUAG